UAUCAACCAUCAAAUUCUUUACCACUUGUGCUAGAGACGGCCGGUGUUACCUUCCUCAAUUGUCAAACCCUGUCCGCGCCUUCUGAUUGCGAAUGGUGUAUCACGUGAGCCCAAAGAUCUGCUGGUGGUGGGCCCCGAGGCCCAACAGAAGAAGCACCCGAAAGUGGCUCGGCGCGACGUAACGGGCCACGACCGUUCGAUUCAAACGAGGCGGGCGCCCACCCGGUCGGUCGCGCCAUCUCGACCGUCCAUUCACGCCUCCGAAACCAACGGUCGUGAUCUGCGCUGCUCUUAGAGAGCAUCGAUGAUCGCUCCCCAACUCCCGCCGACCCGUGCGUGCACAAAUAGAAAUGCGUCUCUCUCUCCCUUUCCUCGCCGUCUCCGUCCCCUCCAACAAGCUCCGCGAAUCCUCUUUUUAGGUCAUUUUCUGUGAUUUACUUCACACUGUACAAUGGCAUCCACAGCACUCACAUCUGUUUCCAUCAGCUCCGUCAAUGCUCAAGUUGGACUGGGGGCAAAAUCAAAGCCCUUGGGCUUAAAACUUAGCAGCCCAAAAUCCUUUUCUAGUUUCAGUGGUCUAAAAGCAGCAUCUUCAAUUAACAUCGAAGCAGAGUCGUCCUUUUUAGCCAAAGAGAGUAAUGGCGCUCUCCAAGCAUCAAUUGUUCCAAAGAUCUCGCCAAAGACGAGUUUCAGAAAUCAGUUCCAGCCCAGAGCUUCAACUUUCAAAGUGGCAAUCCUUGGUGCAGCUGGUGGGAUCGGGCAACCCUUAGCUCUUUUAGUCAAAAUGUCUCCGCUCGUCUCAGCCUUGCACCUCUACGAUAUUGCAAAUGUGAAAGGAGUCGCCGCUGACCUCAGCCACUGCAACACCCCUUCCCAAGUCUUGGAUUUCACUGGUCAAUUGGAAUUAGCCAACUGUCUCAAGGGCGUGGAUGUGGUGGUCAUUCCUGCAGGCGUCCCCAGAAAGCCAGGCAUGACCCGCGAUGAUCUAUUCAAUGUAAAUGCCAACAUUGUGAAGACAUUAGUCGAGGCAGUUGCAGAUAACUGUCCCGACGCAUUUAUCCUCAUUAUCAGCAACCCAGUCAAUUCGACUGUGCCAAUAGCUGCGGAAGUGCUUAAGCAGAAGGGCGUAUACAACCCUAAGAAGCUCUUUGGCGUUACGACUCUUGAUGUUGUUAGGGCUAACACUUUCGUUGCACAGAGGAAGAAUCUCAGGCUCAUUGAUGUGGACGUCCCUGUUGUUGGCGGCCAUGCCGGAAUCACAAUCUUGCCCUUGUUAUCGAAGACCAGGCCAUUGGUGACAUUCAGUCAGGGAGAGGUUGAAGAGCUAACUGUGAGGAUACAAAAUGCUGGGACAGAGGUGGUGGAGGCAAAGGCAGGUGCGGGAUCCGCUACGCUUUCGAUGGCCUAUGCUGCAGCCCGGUUUCUGGAGUCGUCGCUUAGGGCAUUGGAUGGAGAUGGGGAUGUGUACGAAUGUUCGUAUGUUCAAUCCGAUCUGACCGAGCUGCCGUUCUUUGCUUCGAGGGUGAAGCUUGGGAGGAAAGGAGUGGAAGCUAUCAUAUCUGCCGAUCUCGAGGGGUUAACGGAGUAUGAAUCGCAGAUGCUUGAAGCAUUGAAGCCGGAGUUGAAGGCGAGUAUUGAGAAAGGAGUGGCUUUUGUGCAGAAAAAGCAAGCAGAAGCGGCUGCACCUGCUUAAGAUAGAAGUCGCCACCCAUUGGGAGGAUUUUGCACGGGAAAGAAUAAGAAUGAGCUGCUAAACUCUUUUUGCAGCUUGAAAGGUUUUUUCGAUAUCGGUUCUUUUUGGACUUUUUUUUUUCUCCCUUUUAACUUUCAGAUCGGUCUUUUCAAUCUAGGAAGGUGCGCUUAUGACGCGCUAUAGAAAACGCUGACAAAGACCAUGAAUGCCUGAGUGAUUUUGGAGGCAUGUUUUCAGAAAACAUUUGAGUCCUGUUGUAAUGUUUCGAACUUUACUAAUAACUAUUUGGUUGAUGAUUUGUUGGAAAAGAA
Messenger RNA from Ananas comosus (pineapple), 2004 nucleotides. Its product is annotated as malate dehydrogenase, chloroplastic. Gene Ontology annotation, cellular component: cytoplasm; mitochondrion. Gene Ontology annotation, biological process: tricarboxylic acid cycle; malate metabolic process. The record is from RefSeq and is a predicted model, not a curated record. Gene Ontology annotation, molecular function: L-malate dehydrogenase (NAD+) activity. Lineage: Eukaryota; Viridiplantae; Streptophyta; Magnoliopsida; Poales; Bromeliaceae. The transcript has 2 exons. Bases 452 to 1693 code for a protein of 413 amino acids.